AUGGCAUUGGCCUCAAGUUUUCUCAGUCCUUUUGUUACUCCGAUUGCUUUUAAUCUCAACACUAAGAUCACGAGUGGUGGAAAUGCGUGGAACAACCUGGGAUUUAACAAGUCGGCCGAUUUGAAGUUAAACCAAAAGAUCCAUGCAAAGGGGUUUAGAGUGAAUUGUAUAGUCCAAAUAGAGAAGCCACAGACUGAGAGCAAAUCAUAUUCAGGGGACCAAGUUGAUCAAAUUGACACUAAUGGAGCUCCGACUAGUGAUCGUCAAAAUCAGCCACGCCAGCCCAGUUUGUCCACAUUGGUAGUGGAUUACCAUAAUGAAUUUGAUCCUUAUAAAGCAACCUCUACACCAAUUUACCAAACUGCUACUUUUAAACAGCAAUCUGCAAUAGAGGCUGGUGAAUAUAUGUAUUCUAGAAGUGAAAAUCCUACCAGAGAUACUUUGGAAAGGUUAAUAGCAAAGCUUGAAAAUGCAAGUAAAGCCUAUUGCUUGAGUAGUGGAAUGUCUGCAUUGACUGUUGUUUUUGAACUUGUUAAGCCUGGAGAUGAAGUUGUUGCUGUAGAGGAUAUAUAUGGUGGUUCACAUAGAUUCCUGAGCGAACUAGUUUCAAGAAAAGAAGGAGUCGAAUUGAACCGAAUAGAUGCAACUGAUCUGGAGAAGGUGAAAUCUACUCUUGAACGUGGGAGGACUAGGUUGGUGUGGCUAGAGAGUCCUACAAAUCCUCAGCUAAAAAUAUGUGAUAUUCGAAAAAUUUCGGAGAUGGCUCAUGAACAUGGUGCUAUAGUAUUGAUGGACAAUAGUGUGAUGUCUCCUGUGUUAUGUCGACCAUUGGACCUUGGAGUAGAUAUUGUUGUCAAUUCAGCUACCAAAUUUAUUUCUGGAAACAGUAAUGUCAUGGCUGGUGUCGUUGCAACAAAAGAUGAAGAGUUGGCAAGCCACUUAGAGAAUCUGAAAAAUGCAAUAGGCAGUGCCUUAUCUCCAUUUGACUCCUGGCUUUGUUUGGAAGGAAUCAAAACAAUGGUCCUUAGAGUUGAGAAGAAACAGGAGAAUGCAAAAAAGGUCGCUGAGUAUCUUGCCCAACAUCCUCAAGUAAGGAAAGUAAACUAUCCUGGUCUUUCUGAUCAUCCUGGGUAUGAACUGCACAACUCUCAGGCAGAUGGGCCAGGAUCUGUGCUUAGCUUUGAAACACACUCAUUUCCACUCUCAAAGCAUAUUGUUGAGAAGACCGAACACUUUGGCAUAACUGUUAGUUUUGGGAGUGUAGGGUCAGCAAUAUGCAUGCCCUGGUUUACAUCCCAUGCCAGCAUACCUGAAGCAGAGCGUGAAUCCAUGGGAGUAUGUCAAGAGCUUGUGCGUCUUUCUGUGGGGAUUGAGGAUCCUGAUGAUCUUAUUGCUGAUCUGGACAAUGCAUUCUCAACUUAUCCCACUAAGGUUUCAUUUUGGUUUUAA
Messenger RNA from Prosopis cineraria, 1449 nucleotides. RefSeq names its product cystathionine beta-lyase, chloroplastic-like. The transcript is spliced from 13 exons. Gene Ontology annotation, biological process: transsulfuration; 'de novo' L-methionine biosynthetic process. Gene Ontology annotation, molecular function: pyridoxal phosphate binding. Lineage: Eukaryota; Viridiplantae; Streptophyta; Magnoliopsida; Fabales; Fabaceae. Bases 1 to 1449 code for a protein of 482 amino acids. The record is from RefSeq and is a predicted model, not a curated record. Gene Ontology annotation, cellular component: cytoplasm.